This is a messenger RNA of Dendrobium catenatum, 698 nucleotides long. RefSeq names its product receptor-like protein Cf-9 homolog. The record is from RefSeq and is a predicted model, not a curated record. The annotation marks the transcript as partial. NCBI's taxonomy places the organism in Eukaryota, Viridiplantae, Streptophyta, Magnoliopsida, Asparagales, Orchidaceae. Gene Ontology annotation, molecular function: protein binding. The transcript has a single exon.
UAAAUCUUAGAAUGAACCGUCUUCAAGGAUCUAUCCCUCAACAAAUUAGAGAAAAUUGUAAUUUCCGGACUAUAAAUUUCAAUGGCAACCGCUUAGAGGGUCGUCUUCCUCGUUCUCUUGUCAAUUGUGAUGCACUUGAAGUUCUAGAUCUGGGGAACAAUGAAUUGACAGAGACAUUUCCUAAUUGGUUGGGAAAUAUUUCCUCACUUCUUAUCCUGAUUCUACGAUCCAAUAAACUCUAUGGACCAGUCAGUCUUCCAACAAAUAUUCAUGGAAAAAAUUUCACCUUCCAAGAGCUACAGAUUUUUGACAUCUCAUCUAACAACUUCAAUGGUAAUUUGUGUGCAGAAUGUUUUGGCAAUUUUAAGGCAAUGAUGAGUAGUAACAAAGAUUCAGUGCAGCCAGCUGUUGGCUUUUCCCAAUUACAGUUCAGCAAAAAAAUUUAUUAUGAUAUGAUAACAAUCACAAUCAAAGGACAACCGAUGAAUUUGCAAAAUAUUCUGAAUACCUACAAAUCCAUCGAUUUCUCAAACAAUAAUUUUGAUGGAGAGAUCCCUGCAGUGAUUGGAAACCUUGUUUCUUUAUAUCAGCUAAACUUGUCAGAAAAUGCUUUGACAGGUCCAAUUCCUCAUCAGCUCGGCAAUUUGACACAACUCGAGUCAUUAGAUCUAUCUAAAAAUCAUCUUUCUGGAGAAAUU